Molecule: messenger RNA, 765 nt
Organism: Apis cerana (Asiatic honeybee)
Lineage: Eukaryota; Metazoa; Arthropoda; Insecta; Hymenoptera; Apidae
Gene: Pburs
Product: bursicon subunit partner of burs
Biological process (GO): G protein-coupled receptor signaling pathway
Cellular component (GO): bursicon neuropeptide hormone complex; extracellular region
Molecular function (GO): G protein-coupled receptor binding; neuropeptide hormone activity
Source: RefSeq, a predicted model, not a curated record
AAGAACAGUCUCUAUACUAGAAAAAAUCUAAUAGUGUGCAAUAUAAGGGAAACUAAUCCUGGUUCAGAUAUGCUAUUAUAUCUUAGCAGGAGUUCAGCACCCCCAAGUAACAACAUGUUGGAGGGAAAGCUACCUAUAAAAGCAUCUGUUUGAUUUUCUGUUCUUUCAUUUUACUUAGAAUCUCUGAGCAUAUCUUUGCUAUUAAAAACAGAUUCUAUAAAACAUCAAUAAAAUAUCAAUGAAAGAAAAUUUCAAUAUUAUGUUCAUAUAUUCAAUUUUUUUGAUAUUAAUUAUAUUUAUAUAUACCAAUGAAACAGUUGCUCAAGUAACAGAUGAUGAGAAUUGUGAAACAUUACAAUCAGAAGUACAUAUUACAAAAGAUGAAUAUGAUGAAAUAGGUCGGUUAAAAAGAACAUGUAGUGGAGAUAUAUCUGUUACAAAAUGUGAAGGAUUUUGUAAUUCACAGGUACAACCAAGUGUAGCAAGUACAACAGGAUUUUCAAAGGAAUGUUAUUGUUGCCGUGAAAGUUAUUUAAAAGAAAGACAUAUUACAUUACAUCAUUGUUAUGAUGCAGAUGGUAUAAAAUUAAUGAAUGAAGAAAAUGGAAUAAUGGAAAUCAAGAUACGUGAACCAGUAGAAUGUAAAUGUACUAAAUGUGGUGAUAUAUCCCAAUAAAUAAUUUAUAAAAAUGAUAAUAAAAUUAUUAUUUAGAAAUUAUGUAAUAAAAAUUAUAUAAUUCAAAAUAAAAAUGAAAAUACAGAAUA